GCCAGACUCGGGUCAUCUCCAGGCACUCUUGGCGGCACCGGGUCUGGCUUCGGCGAUCGCGUCCGGACUGGAUAGCGGCGACCCCGGCUCUGGCAGCAUGUCUGAGAAGAGGCACGAAGCGGACCCCCAAACCCGGAGGGGCCCUGAUACCUUCAAGGAGAGCCCCUACACAGGCCUUGGAAUCUGUGGAUGGAUUUUGGUGUUUUUCUCAUUCUUGUUUACACUCGCAACUUUUCCAUUUUCAAUAUGGUUGUGCAUAAAGAUCAUAAAAGAAUACGAAAGAGCCAUCAUCUUUAGAUUGGGGCGCAUUUUACAAGGCGGAGCCAAAGGACCUGGUUUGUUUUUCGUUCUGCCGUGCACUGACAGCUUCAUCAAAGUGGACAUGAGGACCAUUUCGUUCGAUAUUCCGCCUCAGGAGAUCCUCACUAAGGACUCGGUGACAAUUAGUGUGGAUGGCGUGGUCUAUUACCGCGUCCAGAACGCGACCCUGGCCGUGGCGAACAUCACCAACGCCGACUCCGCCACCCGUCUGUUGGCGCAGACUACUCUGAGGAACGUGCUGGGCACCAAGAACCUCUCCCAGAUCCUCUCCGACAGAGAAGAAAUUGCGCACAACAUGCAGACCACCCUGGACGACGCCACGGAUGACUGGGGGAUCAAGGUGGAGCGCGUGGAGAUUAAGGACGUGAAACUGCCCGUGCAGCUGCAGAGGGCCAUGGCCGCGGAGGCGGAAGCAUCCCGGGAAGCCCGAGCCAAGGUCAUUGCAGCCGAGGGGGAGAUGAAUGCAUCCAGGGCCCUGAAAGAAGCCUCCAUGGUCAUCACUGAGUCUCCUGCAGCCCUGCAGCUCCGCUACCUUCAGACACUGACCACCAUUGCCGCUGAGAAAAACUCCACCAUUGUCUUCCCUCUGCCCAUAGACAUGUUGCAAGGCAUCAUAGGGGCAAAACACUGAGGCCUACCGGCCUCACCCACUGGGGAGCUCUGCCCCUCUGAGGACGAAGCAGGGACCAAACUAGCCUUUAACCCAUAAGGAGAGAGUGGGGAGGGCAGCUUGACCGUUCUCCCUCCCUUUCCUUUUCCAUCUAUUGAGUGUGAUAUUCCUAGAAUGUGUAGUGACCUGAAACAGAUAAAGAUUGUUAGCUUGUAAA
Messenger RNA from Phyllostomus hastatus (greater spear-nosed bat), 1148 nucleotides. RefSeq names its product stomatin (gene STOM). Gene Ontology annotation, cellular component: plasma membrane. Lineage: Eukaryota; Metazoa; Chordata; Mammalia; Chiroptera; Phyllostomidae. The record is from RefSeq and is a predicted model, not a curated record. The transcript is spliced from 7 exons. The coding region runs from base 98 to 952 and encodes 284 amino acids.